This is a messenger RNA of Cyphellophora attinorum, 858 nucleotides long. RefSeq lists its product as uncharacterized. Gene Ontology annotation, molecular function: RNA polymerase II transcription regulatory region sequence-specific DNA binding; DNA-binding transcription factor activity, RNA polymerase II-specific. NCBI's taxonomy places the organism in Eukaryota, Fungi, Ascomycota, Eurotiomycetes, Chaetothyriales, Cyphellophoraceae. The transcript is spliced from 2 exons. Gene Ontology annotation, biological process: regulation of transcription by RNA polymerase II. The coding region runs from base 1 to 858 and encodes 285 amino acids. Gene Ontology annotation, cellular component: nucleus. The record is from RefSeq and is a predicted model, not a curated record.
AUGCCUUGCGGCAUUUGCGGCCAACACACACACUGUACUUGUUGGGUCUAUUUUGAGCGGAACACGAGCAACAAUCUACGUGCUGGAUCGCUCGACAUUCCCGUCGAGCAAGCGAUCAUGUAUACAGGACAAGCGGACGGCCUAUACAUGGGGCAAGACUUGGCCGUUGAUACGCAGAUGUACUCCGCGACCCUGCUGAAUGACGGCUUUCCGAUGGGACUGGAGCAGACGGACUGGAUCAACGGGAAUUAUGGCUUUCCGACACUACCAUGGACGACUAACUACGAUAACUUCGAUUUGCCCAUCAUCGGUCAUGAUACUUCCUCAUUCAUUACCAAUACCGACUUCUCGAUCAACACAUUGUCGACAGACCCAAAUAGCCUGCAGUGUAAAUACUGUCCCAAGCUUUUUGCCAUGCCCAGUAAACGCCGGGACCAUGAGAAGUGUCACACACGACCACACCCAUGCCUACUAGGUCCAUGUACAGAAGCAUUCGCAACGAAUCGGGAUCUCGAGCGGCACGCACUGACACAUACCUCCGAUCAACCCUAUGCCUGCACUGUAUGCGGCAAACGCACAAAUCGACGAGAUAGCAUGACCAGACACUUCGAACUCAAUCACAUGGUUGUUGGAUCUGCGGCCGUGCCGCCUACCCCUGGCAGCCAUGGUAGACCCAAGACCAAGUCGAACGCCACCAGUACAGGUCACUCGAAGGCCACCUCGACGACCACCAGCGACCCGAGUACCCGCUCUAGCCAAGCUAGCAUCGAGAGCCCAUCACCUCCGAGAAUGCUAUCGCAGAGAACUGGGACACGGCCGCCGAACGAUGCUAUGUCGCCCUGGUCGAAACGACCAUAG